Molecule: messenger RNA, 1978 nt
Organism: Lotus japonicus
Lineage: Eukaryota; Viridiplantae; Streptophyta; Magnoliopsida; Fabales; Fabaceae
Product: zinc finger CCCH domain-containing protein 62-like
Exons: 9
Coding region: 272-1765 (497 amino acids)
Molecular function (GO): metal ion binding
Source: RefSeq, a predicted model, not a curated record
AUUGUAAUUAUGAGUAUGUUACCAUUUCCAAAUUUAAACAAAUCUGAAUUUAAACAAAUCUGAAUUCACUUAUCUCUUUUCAAAUUUAAGGAUCCCCACCCCAAUGUACAUGUUCUAAAGUGGUAAUUUACUAGUAAUUUGAUUUCCUCCUUGAGCAAUGGUCAAUGUCCAUUCCUGGUUUUGUGUGAGAAAUUUCAAAUAAAAACCCUGAUACUGAAUUGCAACGGUCAAGAACUCUCUUCUGUGUCUGAACUCUGAACCUAAUCGUUCAAUGGCGACCCAAAUGGAAGAAGAGGAGAUGCACCAAAUCACCAGCAACGACGAUUCUGAAGGAUCCUCCUACCUUGGUUCGGAAUUCGACGAUUCGGAAGGAGACCCCGAUUUCGAAAUCCUCGAAGAAACCCAAAUCAGCUUCUCAAAUCUCUCAGUCACAAGCAAGGCGAAAGCGCGCUCUGUUAAGGGUAAGGGCCUGGCUACCACUGAGAAUGACCCACAAGUGCCAUCUCCUGAUGAUGAUGAUUUUGACAUAGUUCAGAAAACAAUAAAUGCGGGGUUGCUGGAGAAGCUGAAAGUGGAUGAGUGCAAGCUCUAUUUGAGGAAGAAUGGUCUGAGGCUAACUGGGAAUAAGGCUACACUCAUCCAGCGUAUAAAGGAGCAUCUAGAGAUUGUGAAUGGUGAAGGGGAGAAAAAGUACCCGCCUUCUAGCUUUGUAUUGAAUUGUAAAGGUGAUGCAUGCACUGGUGAUGUUGUUUUGUUUGAGCAGAACGUUUAUGAAAUGUUUAGCAUAGCAUCUAGGAGUGCCACUGGUCCACCUUGUGGCAAAAGGACUGUUGCAGGCCGCAUAGUGAAAGAAAGCUAUGGUGCUGCCAAGCAGCAACAUACAUUUACGAUUGAAGUGCUCUGGAGCAAAGGAGAAAAGCCUCUCCGUCCCCUUUACCCUUUGCUGAUUAAGGGUCGAAAUCUUUAUAGGUUGAAGACAUUGAGACAGAAAUGGGAGGAUGAAGGGAAACGGCAGCAAAUAUUGAUGGAAAAACACUCCAGGGGAUUUGUUGCCAGGGCAGAUAGAGAAGUGAGGGUACAAGAAAAGGAGAAGAGGAAAAAUAUUAGGGAAAAAAGGAUUUCCAAAAAGGACUCUGUUAGGAACCAAUGUCAAUCCCAUUCACACAUUGUUGUGCCACGAUAUCAAACUCAAGAAACAGACGUAUCCAUGAAUUCAGAAAAAGCAGAAUUUCCAUCUCAAAAUUCAGGUUUAUCUGACCAUGCAACUAAACAAACAUCUGCUAUCAUAAGUAAACCGACAAUGGGAUCUGACCAAUUGGGAUAUUCAGGAAAAACACCAUUUACUGUCAACCAUAUGUAUAAUCAGCAAAGUUUGAAGUCCUCAGCUGAUUGUAUGAGCACUUUCAAUAGGGGAGCUGAACGUAGUGCAAACUACAAUCGCAAUGACUUCCAUUCCAGAGACAAUCGAACUACUAUUGAGAAACGGAGCACUUUCGGUAGGGGAGCUGAACUUAGUGCAAACUACAAUCGCAAUGACUUCCAUUCCAGAGAAAAUCGAACUACUAUUGAGAAACGCCACCCUUCCAUAGCUGAGAGAAACGGAUUUACAGAGAGGACUUAUCGUAGGGAGCCUUUGGCAAAUGCAAAUCACUUUCAUCCAUUGACUCCUAACAGAGAAAGCUUUAGGCAGGGACAGUUGUGUAGAUAUUAUUCCCGUGGGAGGUGCUAUUUUGGGGAUAACUGCAAAUACUUGCAUGAUCUGUGAGACAAUGGGAAUGCAUGUUAAAAGUUAUGAGAUAUUGUGGUUUGUUGCAUUUCCUUCGAAUAGAUGUUACAAAACCUUCAGGGGCUCAUUAUAGAAACAUACAUGAGGGCCAAUGCUCAAGAUUGUUUAUCACAAGAUGAUGGUGUUUUGAUUUAUUCACACUACAAGAAGAUGGUAUUUUUUUGAUUGAUUCAAGCUAUAUUUUCUCUUCCA